This is a messenger RNA of Schistocerca serialis cubense, 4181 nucleotides long. Its product is annotated as glycine N-methyltransferase. Gene Ontology annotation, molecular function: glycine N-methyltransferase activity; identical protein binding; S-adenosyl-L-methionine binding. Gene Ontology annotation, cellular component: cytosol. Bases 16 to 1071 code for a protein of 351 amino acids. The record is from RefSeq and is a predicted model, not a curated record. Gene Ontology annotation, biological process: protein homotetramerization; regulation of gluconeogenesis; S-adenosylmethionine metabolic process. Lineage: Eukaryota; Metazoa; Arthropoda; Insecta; Orthoptera; Acrididae. The transcript has 7 exons.
GCUGUUGAGCAAGUGAUGCCUGUAGGGGAGGGGGGCCUUCCCUCAGCUAGCCAAUCGUGUCCCGCUCUUGUACUGUUUUCUGAACUGAGUUAUUUAAGACUGAUAGCUAGGGAAAGCCCUGUAGUAUCUGGCCAACAAUACUGUAAGGCAAACAAGAAGCACACUACAAAAAUGGACAACGUAUUCCACAUGCGGUCGGCAGGCGCCGCUGCCGAAGGGGUCCGGGACCAGUAUGCCGACGGCAGGGCAGCACGCGUCUGGGAGGCAUUCAUUGGAGACAAGAACUCCCGCACGCAGAAUUACCGCAACUUCCUGGUCGGGCUCUUGAGGAAGAAUGGCUGCCAAAGAAUUCUGGAUGUUGCCUGUGGCACCGGGAUUGAUUCAAUAAUGCUGCUAGAAGAAGGAUUUGAGGUCACUUCAGUAGACGCGUCGGACAAGAUGCUCAAGUAUGCACUUCGGGCUCGCUGGAAUCGCAGAAAGGAGCCAGCUUUCGACAAGUGGGUAAUCGAGGAAGCCAAUUGGCUGACCCUCGCCGAUGAUAUAGCUGACCUUAUCGGAGAUGGCUUCGAUGCAGUGAUCUGCCUCGGAAAUUCAUUUGCGCAUCUGCCUGAUGUCACAGGAGACCAGAGAGACCAAAAGAAGGCUCUGGAAAAUUUCAAGAAAUGUGUAAAACGUGGAGGAUUGCUUCUCAUUGAUCAUCGGAACUAUGACGACAUUCUGGAGACUGGGAAAACUCCGAAGCACUGUCUGUACUACAAUAGUAAGAGGACAACAGAAAUUGUAACUUCCGUGCUGUACGUGGAAGCGAAGCCAACUGUUGUUACUCUGGACUACCUGCUCGACAUGUCUGACGAAAAAGAGAAGAAUGUGCAAAACGGAGUAACUCCUGAUGACACAAUUGCUAGGUUCCGUCUCUCGUACUACCCGCACAGAUUGGAGGUAUUUAAGAGGAUGCUGCAAGAUGUCUUUGGCAUAAAGUCUGAACACACACUGUAUGGUGACUUCAAACAGCUUCACGAGAUUGACAACCCUGCGUUUUAUAUUCAUGUCAUACAGAAAGCCUUCAUCUGAGCUACUAACUGUGUUGUUAUAUUAUGUGAUACUUUCUAAAUGACUAGAAAUGAGUGGUACUGUGAAAUUUAUAAAAACAAAACAAAAAUAUGUGGGCAACAAAAAAAUCUAGACUGAAAUAGCAGCAGUAUGAAAAGGAUAGAUUGCUGCUCACCACAUAGAAGGGGCAUUGAAGCACAUUUAAAUGAAACAAAAGUAUGUGGGCAGCAAAAAACUUUGGAAUGAAAUAGCAGCAGUAUGAAAAGGAUAGAUUGCUGCUCACUCCAUAGAAGAGGCAUUGAAGCACAUUUAAAUGACACUACUAGGUAUUAUCUGCUAUCGGACUAAGGCCAUUGUCAGACUCGCACAAAAUGGAACACACGUGUGUGUGCGUGAAUGCGCACGCGUGCGCGCGCUCACCCACCCACCCACACACACACACACACACACACACACGCACACACACACAUGGCCACAUUCAUCUCCGCACACUAAGGCCAGACUGCAAUUCCAUCUGAGGUGAAUGGCAAUCUUUGCCAGAAUGGCUAGUGGAAAUUGGGGACUAGCAAGGGUUAAGGCCAGGGGGGUUCCAGGUAAUGAAGUAUACAUUAUAGGAAGGGUUCCUACCCAGGCACUUCCAAAAAGCUGUUGUCAGAGGGCAGAAUGAGUAUGGCUCAGGUAGUCAAAGUCUAGUGCACCGUGUCGGGCAGCACGCUCGACCACAGUUAGGUGAUGGCCAGACAGAUCAUCAAUUGUCGUGCUAGUGUAGCUUUCGCAAGUGGGGUAGGAGAUGUGUGUGAGACAACUGGACUUUGUGAUAGUGGGAGGUUGUAUGUAUAAACUGUUUGUGAUUUGUUUUGUCGGUAUCUGAUGAAGAGCUUAGUCCGAGAGCUGACAAUAUCUGGCAACCUUUUCUCAGUGUGUCUGUGUGCCACUCUGUGCAGUGCACAGCAAUCUCUCCUUUUCGUAUUAUUGAGCUGCAAAAAAUUGAGAUAAAGGAGGAAAAUAGGGAAACUAUGGACAACAGAAGAUGUAAGUUGGUGUCAAUAUUUAGCUGAUAGGAAGAGGCACAACGUGACCUGUGUGAAUGUGGUGAGAGAUAAAGCCAUUCAGGGAUAGUGUGGGGAACAAUUGUAAGAGAUCUAAAUGAAACAAGUGGAGUACAAGGAUUUAGAUGUGUAGUCAAUCAAAGAGGAGUGUAACUUCAGUAAAUAUGGACAGGUUAUAAUAGGUGACAGAAAGGAAGCUAAAGUGUGAGAAAUAAUGUAGUACAGAUAAAAUCUGGUCUAGAUUAUAAAAAUAGAGAUUGAAAGACAAUGAUGCAUUGAUAAAUGGACUGAUUAUGGCAGACACAGUAGUUGAGAUCUGGGAGCUGCGGAAGCACGUUGUGCUGAAAUUGUGGCAGUCUGUAGUAAGGGAAGUGAAAUUGGCAGCUGUAUCUCAUACGUUCUGUGACUGAUCACACGUUAAACGACUGCAAAGCAAUUGUUUUGCUGGCUCUCUUCUGUGUAUUUGCACAUUGUGUUCAGUUGAGGCUACAAAGACAUUAUUUUGUAACUUUUCUUCCCCAGAAAUGUAUGGGCAGUAGGAAUGUGUUGUGUUGUAAAGAAACUAUUUAACUUGCAAUGUUCCUGGGGUGGUGUCCAAUGGUUAUAAGAACUGUAACAUAACAUUAGAUAAAUUAUAAUAUUAGACUUCAGUGUGCCUCUAAUCAGAAAUGUGUUUUUUUUACUGUGUAAAGUUUUCCCCCGAUAUUAAGUAUUGUAAAGGUUCUCAAAUUUCUCCUUAAAGAGUUUGCGAUUAAAAAUGUUUUUCACUAUUUCACAUACCUAUCUGCUCAGCUAGGUUUCAUAAAGGAGAAAUUCGCCUGAGAUAGCGAGGUAGUUGAAACUACUUCCCUGAAACCUCCCACACUACUAAGGAUGUACACCCAAAGAUCAAUGUCGUAUGCAUUUCAGACAAUUGAGAAAAAUAUGCAGUUUCUGAGCAUUGUAUGUGGAAUGGGCUAAAACAAAACGAGGGUACUCAUUACACCAUCAAAGAAGCUAUCACCAUUCACAUAAUUGGUAAUAAAUAGGCACACGAAAUACCACCUCAGCAACACAGCACCUGUAGUUGCCAAAAUUAUGUCACCCACUGAGAAAACUGCAGUGAAGACUGACUACUUUGUAGUUUCUGACUGAAGAAUGUAACUGAAGGUCUGUUUUCACUAUGUUUCGACACAGCGCACCAUUACCUCACCUGGUUCUAGCAACCACUCAUUUUACAACAGUUCGUGUCAUUCUGAACUUACCCACAAAUAAAUACCACUUCCAUGUGAAGGUGACGAGUGAGUGAUGCUCAAGAGCUGCUAAUCUAAUGUGGUUCUUAUGUCUGUGAUCCAUAAUGAAAUCUGUUCCCAAAGAAAGCACUCUCCUGUAUUAUGUCCCGAGUCCAACGCUGUGUACAAAAAAAGAGGAAAUAAUUUUUGCAUGUGUACACUAUAUCGGACAGCAGUGACGAUGUUUAUGUGACAGCAUUCUGGUUUAAAAUCACUAUGAUCUCUACUCGUUUUUCCUCAGGAAGUGUGUUUACAGUAGUGUGCAUGGGGAAUUUAUACUUUUCAUAACUUUUUAAAACAGUUGUGUUGUGUAUUUCAGUAACCUCUUUCCCAGAUUCAAGAUCUGUCGUAGCUCACUAUCUUACAUAAUAUGCACUGUCAAUUAUCCUGUGAUAUUACGUAGCUUCACACAAAAUCACAUCUCACCAGUAAUUUCUUCCUUUUUUAAUACAAAGAAGAAAUUUUUAUUUCUUUAAGAUCAAAAACUAAUUUCUGUCUUAACUGGUAUAUGACGAUUCAACCGUAGUAUUGAUGUCUUGACAGAAAAGCCCGUAUGUAUUCUACUUAAUAAUAUAAAGCUUAUUGUAAGUAUGCACUAGCAGUGAAAUGUAUUCUACUUAAUAACAUAAAGCUUAUUGUAAGUAUGCAAGAGCAGUGUAUAUGUGUAUGAGAUAAAAUGUCCUAUAGAUUAACAUUUUGUAAAGUAGAUAUUGCUUGUUGUUCCUCAGUGAGGCUGCAGAGAGUAGUGUAACUGCGAUGUGUGCUAAAAAUGAAUAAUAAAGUGAUUAUUUUCUUAUAAAAUUUAACAUAA